AAAAACUUCUUAUACUAUAGACAAUAAAGUAUAAAAGCCUUACUUUUUAAUCAAAUAAAAUUAUUACUUCGUGAGUAGUUUCGCUAUAAAGAUUGAAAUUGUAUAACUAAAAAAAUGAAACUUCUAUAUCCUGCCAUAAUUUGGGGCCUUUUGCAAUUAUUUGCAGUAAAGCCUUUGAAAGCCUCAACCACGCCUACUCAAACCAUCUCAGCCAAGGAGCAACUUUUAGAAUACUAUGAUAAGGAAUUGCAAUUGUUGGGCAAGGUGUUCAGCGAAAAGGCUAAAAUUUUAGUGAAAAUUUACUAAAGGAUAAGUUACUACAACAGGCCUCUACGCCUACUAUAAAAGGAUUUAAACUGAAAAUAACCAACUUUUUAGAUAACUAUAACAUUUAUAGGCGUUAUAAUCUUAAUAUGCCAUUACUAUGGCAAUUUGUGGUACCAACUAUGCAUUUUUACCAACAAGAAACAAAGCUCAAUAAGGAUUCACAAGAUAUUUUUAAUUUAUUAAAAAAACUACAAUAUGAUGAGUUACGUGAUGAAUAUGAAGUUAAAUUUCAAGAAGUUAUUAAACAAAAAUGUCUACCAAAAUUAGAAGAACUUAAGGCACAACUUCUAACGAGCAAUUUAAAUAAAAAUACCCAGCUAUUAAAUUGGUAUGAUGAUAUUAAAAGGUGUCACGAUUAUGAAUGCUAUGAUGAACAAUUGGAUGAUUUAUAUAAUAUAUUAAAUACACCACAUGAUGACCUAUUGGAUUAUAUACUAGGAAAUCUAGACAAGAAAUAUAUAAACUACAUCAUUAAAGCCAACAAUAUAGCCAAGUGGAUUUUAAAAGAUCGUAAGUUAGCACAUCUCUCACCCCGCGUAAGACAACAACUAACUAACAAUAUCAAGAACUUUAUUAAGAAAUAUGAAAGCGGUCAUGAUAUAGAUCAAAUUCAUAACAUAAUUUUGGAUUUCUAUAGCAAUAUAUUAUUGAAAUUUUACUAUAAUAAGGAUUUACCCACAAAAGAUCGUCAAUUGUUAGUGAAUAUUUUCGCUCAAGAUGGUUUUGCUGAAUUUGAUUCUAAUUAUCAAUUGAAAUUUAAUAAUUUUGUAAAUACUGGACUUUUGAGACGAUUUGAAGAGUUUAAAGCUGCCUUAAGUCAAGCAGAAUUGAUGCGUGAGCAGUCCUUAUUAAGAUGGUUUGAUCACCUUAAAGGUUUAACCAGUUAUGCCGAUAGCGUGGUUGAAUUUGCAAAGUUACAAACGUUACUUAAGAGAAUUUAAAUUGAAAAUAUUUUUAUAUAAUUCUGUUGCUUAAA
This is a messenger RNA of Lucilia sericata (common green bottle fly), 1303 nucleotides long. RefSeq lists its product as uncharacterized. The record is from RefSeq and is a predicted model, not a curated record. NCBI's taxonomy places the organism in Eukaryota, Metazoa, Arthropoda, Insecta, Diptera, Calliphoridae. Bases 414 to 1268 code for a protein of 284 amino acids. The transcript is spliced from 2 exons.